AAGUGCCGGCUACAAGGAAUAUACUUUUACUAGCAGUUAAUUUCUACCUUCCACAAAAUCUGGAGUGAAACCACCGAUUAGGAUGGUGCCUAGCAAUUAUGCUGUGAUCAGUUAAUUGCAGAGGAACAGCCCAAUGGCUGCAAUCGGUUUUGGCUGGAUUGCAUGGAUCUGUGAGGGCAAGAAAGGUGAUGGUGUCUUCUGAGCACAGAGCUGAAAGACUGGCACUCUGCUGCAGUCUAACAUGGGAGCAGGUGCCUCCCUCUCAAUUUGCAGAUCAUUCUCUUCUAUUCAAGUCAGGCACACAACAAAUAAAGUUUCACCAGACCUACAGUUCAGCAGAGAAAGAAGCACAUUUGGUGUUCCUCUGGAAACCCUCAUGCAGGGUGCAACACAAUGUGGGGUUCCUUCUCUCGUGACACAGAUGGUGGAGUACCUAGAGGUGUUUGGUCUGGAGCAUGUUGGUAUAUUUAGAAUUGGUGGUUCAGCAAAUAAAAUCAAGGAAUUAAAGCAGAAAUACAAUCAAGGAGAAGAAGUGGACCUUAUUAACGAUGGAGAUGUUGAUUCUGUGGCCAGUCUUCUGAAGCUCUUUCUGAAAGAACUACCAGUGGCUGUUUUUCCAGACAACAUUUGUUCUGGCUUGCUAAAAACUUUCCAAGAGCACAAAAUCAACACAACAGAAUGCAUAGAGAACCUGAGACAGUUGCUCAGCUGCCUACCCAAAGCCCACCAAAACCUUCUUCAGUUCCUGGCUGCUUUCCUGUUCAAGGUAGCAACGCACAGUGCAGUGAACUUCAUGACUCUGGAAAACCUCUCCAUCGUGUUUGGACCUGCUCUGUUCAAGGUCCCUCUCAGUCCCUUGGCUUGUGAAGAGCAAAGACUUUACAAUGGCCUCCUGCUGUAUUUGCUUCAACACCAUGAGAUGCUUUUUGUUGACCUGAACCCUUGUUUCUCACAGAGACAAGCAGAUGGCCUUCAGGUAAGAAAGUUACUGUGA
Empidonax traillii (willow flycatcher) is the source of this 994-nucleotide messenger RNA. Its product is annotated as protein FAM13A-like. Lineage: Eukaryota; Metazoa; Chordata; Aves; Passeriformes; Tyrannidae. The record is from RefSeq and is a predicted model, not a curated record. Bases 242 to 994 code for a protein of 250 amino acids. Gene Ontology annotation, biological process: signal transduction. The transcript has 5 exons.